Adineta ricciae is the source of this 723-nucleotide messenger RNA. NCBI's taxonomy places the organism in Eukaryota, Metazoa, Rotifera, Eurotatoria, Adinetida, Adinetidae. The record is from the annotation of a GenBank genome assembly.
AUGAUUAUUUAUCUUUUUUCUCCUCCGAGUGAUCUUUCUACUGCACUCAUGUACGCAUUCAAUCAACGUCCAGAUACGUUGGCUAUGGAUGAACCAUUCUAUGGAAUCUGGUUGAAAAAUACGAGUAAGAAACAAGCAUUUCAUGACGAAGUUUUGUUACGAAUGGAAUGUGACGAUGCAAAUAAAGUCCACGAUCAAAUUGAACAAAAUGAAAGUAUCAAAGGAAAUGUUUUCGUUAAAGUUACGAUGAAUACUGUACCAUAUGUGAAUGAAAGUCAUCUAUCAAAGUCUCAUUCUAUACUUCUUAUUAAUGAUCCAGCUGAAACGAUCGUGUCACAUAGUAUAAGCGAACCACCGUUAACAUCGGCUGAUUUGUGUCUAGAAGAUCAAAUUCGAAUCUAUAAUUGGUUGAAAAAGAACACCCAAGAAGAUCCGAUUCUUGUGGAUAGUAAUGAGCUGAAACGAAGUCCAGACACAGUUUUAAAAAAGAUCUGUGAUCGAUUGAAGUUACCAUAUACAAACAAAAUGCUAUCGUGGCCAUCGGGUCCUAAAUCAAUCGAUGGUUUUUGGACUCAAUCUGCAUACAGUAAAGUACAUGCUUCAACUGGAUUUUAUUCUUUACCGUGGACACAAGUGGCACGAGAGAACAUUCCAACGAAUUUGAUGGCACUCUACGAUGCAGCUCUGCCUGAUUAUGAAAAACUCCUAUCGAACUGUAUUUGA